Molecule: messenger RNA, 2009 nt
Organism: Aphis gossypii (cotton aphid)
Lineage: Eukaryota; Metazoa; Arthropoda; Insecta; Hemiptera; Aphididae
Product: lysosome membrane protein 2-like
Exons: 1
Coding region: 333-1970 (545 amino acids)
Cellular component (GO): cytoplasm; membrane
Molecular function (GO): scavenger receptor activity
Source: RefSeq, a predicted model, not a curated record
UUUUAUUAUGAGGUAUUCUGAAAUGAACCAUUCGUCAUUGAGCUGCAAAUGUUUAUCAAGUCCAAUGUCUAUUUAUCUAUCUAGCACGUAGGAAAUAAAAAAAAUAUUAGUGAUAAUUAACCACAGUAUACAUUUAUUAUUUAUUGAAACAUGACUGCUAGUAUUGUUGUAAAGAAACAACUUUUCAUUAAAUAUAUUAUUUUAAUAGUAAAAAUGAAUUAAUACUUCAAUAUUCCGGGUAUCCGAGAAAGUUUUACAGUGUUGUGUUUUACGCGUAAUUUCUUUCGAGUACAAAAUUUUACGUCGUAGAAAACUAUUAUAUUUCGACCAAAAUGUUGCAAGGAACAUGUGAAAAAUCGAACGAUAUGAAAAUGAACGCCGUGAGUGGCGGAUGGUCGGCUGUAAAAUUACUCGAAAAGCUGAAAUUUUGCAACAGCGGUAUAAUAAAAAUCGGAACUUUAGAACGCGAACGUUCGUCGACCAAGAAACAGGAGCUUUGUGAAACCGGCCACAAUUCCAUACCUUCUGGGUGUGUGUUGUUGGUUGUGUUGAUUGCUUUAAGUGGAAUAUUCACUAUCAUAAUGUGGUUCACGGAGUUUUACAUGUUCCAAAUCUUACAGUUCGUGACCAUAACACAGGGCAGUGCUUCGUACAACAUGUGGCAAAACCCGACCGUCAAGCCGUACGUGUCGAUUUAUCCGUUCAAUUAUACCAACAUCAACCGAGUAUUGAAGUAUGGCGAUACUCCCAUAGUCCAAGAGCUAGGUCCGUUCGUCUACAGGGAGACGGUCGAACGUAUUAACGUGGAAUUCAACGCAAACGGUACUGUUACAUACCAGGAGCGGAGAAGUAAUGAGUUCGUACCAGAGAUGUCUCAGGGCGACCCGGAACGAUUAACCAUAACCGUGCCAAAUUUACCACUGAUCAGCGCUAUAUCGAAGAGUGCCGACACGUUUUACCUGACACAAAAAUUCAUGUCGCUGUUUUUGGACGGGUUCAAAGUAAAGCCGUUUCUACAUCUAAAGAUUAACGACUACUUUUGGGGUUACGAGGAUAGUAUAUAUACAUUGGCCCAAGGCCUGGCAUCGACGGUGCACAGAGAUGCCAGGUUGUCGAAGUUCGGAAUAAUUACCGGGCGGCGCGGCGUGUCGCCCGACCGUAUCACGAUCCACAGUGGCGUUGGAAACCUGAACGAGCUCGGCGUCAUCACCCGCUACAACGGGCUGGACACAUUGGACGUGUGGAAGACGGACGAGUGCAACAGGUUGGACGGCAGCGACGGGUCUCAGUUUCCGCCGACCACGUUGAACCGCAAGUCGAAACUGUUUGUGUUCCACAUGGAUCUGUGCCGUCGGUUCCCGCUGGUUUAUAAAGAAGACAUCGAAACGGUACCUGGGGUGACAGCAUUCCGUUUCCAGGCACCCAGAAAUGUGUUCGACACACCCAACACAAACCCAGACAACGAUUGUUAUUACACUUCUGAAACUUUUCCACCAUCGGGAGUGUUCAAUUCGUCACCGUGCAACGGCGCCCCGGUAAUGAUGUCGUUCCCACAUUUCUAUUUAGGCGAUCCGGAGUUGAGAAGAGACAUUCACGGGCUGUCUCCAGAUCCCGAGCUGCAUGAGACCUUUGUAGAUGUUCAUUCCAAGUUGGGUGUAUCCCUGGGAGGGCGGUCCAGAUUUCAAGUGAAUAUAAUGUUAAAAAAAGCUGAUGGCAUAUCGCAUUUCAAAAAUUUCAAACAGGGGAUAAUACUGCCCGUUGCAUGGAUAGAAGUGAAAGUCGACAAACUUCCUGAUGACAUAAAAAGAACUCUUCAACAAACUUCUAUUAGUAUCAACCUUGGUGAGAUAUUGUUGAAGUGGACAUCGUUAUUGACACUUACGUUUUCUAUGGUAUUUUUGGUCAGGAAAAUCAUAUUAAAAGAUUGUUUUAUGUCUAAUGAAAAACAAAUUUUGCCUAUGAAUAAAUAAUUGUUCUGUACUAAAUAAAAUAUGUAUUAUCUUCUAUAA